GUCACUUACAGAAACUCUUGCGCUUGUGGCCUUGAGUUCGGACAGCGGUCAGCUGCUUUGCGAGAUCAUCUGAUCAUCAUCUUUAUCAUCAAACACGUUCAUCGGAGCAACAGAAACAAUCGACAUGGGGAACUGUUACCCAACAGUUGUUCCUUAUGACGACUUUGAUGUCGUUGCUGACAUAAAGGCCAUCCGCAAAGCCUGCAAAGGUUUAGGCACUGAUGAGCAAGCCAUUAUAGAUAUAUUGGCCAAUCGCUGUGCAGCUCAGAGACUGGAAAUCAAACAUGCAUACUUCGAGAAAUAUGAUGAUGAGUUGGAGGAGGUUUUGAAGCGUGAGCUGUCUGGUAAUUUUGAGAAGGCCAUCAUCGCCAUGUUGGAUCCUCCUCAUGUGUUUGCUGUGAAAGAGCUCAGGAAGGCCAUGAAGGGUGCGGGCACAGACGAGGAUGUCCUGGUGGAGAUACUGUGCACUUCCACCAAUGCUGAGAUUGCCACUUACAAAGAGACCUACACCCAAGUGCAUGACAGGGAUUUGGAGUCAGACAUUGAAGGAGACACCAGUGGGGAUGUGAGGAGACUGCUGACGUUCCUUCUCCAGGGUAACAGAGAUGAGAGCUACGAUGUGGACGAAACAUUGGCAGAGCAAGACGCCAUCUCAAUGUUUGAAGCUGGAGAGGGCUGUUUUGGCACAGAUGAGUCCACCUUCAGCUUCAUUCUGGCCACCAGGAACUACAUGCAACUGCAGGCCACAUUCAAAGCCUAUGAAGCUAUUUCUGGUACAGAAAUUUUGGAUGCAAUUGAUAAGGAAACCUCUGGAACCCUGAAGGACUGCUACACCACACUUGUGCGAUGUGCUAAGAACCCUCAGCUGUUCUUCGCUCGGAGGCUGAACGCUGCUAUGAAAGGUGCCGGCACUGACGAAGACACUCUCAUCCGCAUCAUUGUGUGUCGCUCCGAGAUUGAUCUGGAGACCAUUAAAGACAUGUACCUGGAGAAAUAUGACGUGUCUCUGAAAGACGCCAUCAACUCAGAAUGCGGUGGAGAUUUCAAGCGCCUCCUGCUGGCCAUCCUACACUGAGAGAUACACCACUAGACCCCUAUAGUGCUCACAGUGGAUCAAGGGUUCUUUUAUUAUAGUCACAAACAAGGCAAACUAACAUGACUUACAUCCUGUCCUGUUGUAUGCAAACACUUAAAAGUCUACAUGAAAUGGCAUUCGCAACCCAUUUUACUAAUGCAGUGUGAUGUAUUUCUGAGUGAAACAGGACACUAAAUGAGAAAUAUUGGGUGAAAUUAAUUGAAUUGAAAAGUGGACAUUAUCAGAAUGGAGCUGUGCAGUUGGAGGGGAGGGGUUAAAAAAAAGAGGGCUUGGUGAUGUCAGUCAAAAAGGAAAGUCGCUUUAGAUGAAGCAGCAGAGAACUUUAAUACAUUUUGAUGAAAGAUAUGAAGACAAUUUUUUUUUCUCUUUGAAAUAAUGUUCACUGAUAAAUCAUGUUCAGUAAGACCAGGAACAUGUAUUAGGAAAGUAAACAGGGUGAUUUCUGAUUUCAUGUUGACUUAACGGUGUAGCUACAAAAUCCAUUAUUCUUGUCCAGUAUUCUUGUUUUUAUUUCACUAUUGUAUUAUGUAUUAUGUAGAUGCAUAACACCGCUCAUGUUUCAAAAGCAGCUGUCCUCACAAACAUGAAUAUGCAUCUAUAUCCUGUAAACAGUUUCUUUGACAUUCCUUAUUCUAGAGGCAAAAUGGGCCAGUUGAAGUGGUGUCUUGUGGUUCUGGAUUACAAAAUAGCAUUGUUACGUUAUGUUGUCUUCAUGAGAUGAACUGAAGAUUGAACAUAGAUUUAGUAAGACCUGCAUUUUUAUUUUUUUGCCCAACAGCAGUCAUGAGUUGUCCUGCUAGUAUUUCGCCACACCAGAACCUCAGAGUUAAAAGGUAUACUACAAAGGAUUUCCUGAAAGAAAGAAAGAAAAAAUUAAUCAGAAGUGAACAAAAUACCAUUAUUAACCCAGUACAUAAAACAAUCUGUGUUCAAAAGCAUGUUCUUACUAUACCCGAGUCACUAUGACAAGGCUACAAUACGGAUUUUACAUUCAGAGCUUUCAGGUGCGAUUUGACGGGAAAUUUUAGGCUUCCUUUAUGGCUAUUCUUGUGUUAACGUCAUGUCCGUAAACAAAGAAGAUACGUUUUGUUUAGUAUGGCACAUGUGUGAGCGCUGGGUAAAAGGAGGGAAAUAGAGUAUAGAAGGGUGGGGGUGUGGGGCAGUGGUUGUAGCUGGUUGCUACAGUAAAUGGGGUAGAUGCAUAUGACUUGAAACUAGUUAGCUAGCUAGCUAGCUAGCACUGAACAUGGAUAGUUCUAAACAGCAAUCCUUGUUGACCUCUGGGUAAUCACCUGUGGUCAAGCCCAAGAAACAUUUAACUGUGGAGAUCCUGCAGGCAAAAAGAGAAAGUGACAGAGUGCAGGCUAAAACAAGAAUAAAUAUUGGCUUGGCUUUUCAAAAGUGCCGACAACUCAAGAGAUCUGAAGAGAUUUAAGAUUGACCCAGAGAUUACUUUUUUUUUCUUGCUGGACAGGUAAGAUAUUUCAGUGGGAUGAUAGUUAGCUAGGUAGCUAGCUAACAAAAGCAUGCUAGUCAGUGAGAAAUUCCUUCGCUCAUAGCUAUCUAGGAUAGUUAGCUACCUAGCCAGUUGUGUGUAUAACUUUCUUCUUACUAUCAGCUAGUCAGAUCUGCUCUGAUAUGGUAAUCACAGACCAAAAUUACCUCAAACCAUCAGUUUCAUUCACGUGGAGGAGCAGUGCACAACUGACGCUAUAAAAACAGUUCGUUCUUAAGUAACUUGUAAUCGUAUGUUUGAACCACAGAAGGCGAUAAAGAGCCCAUGAUUCUGUUGCGUACCUUUAUCUGACGGGACCAAAAUGUCAGUUCUAUAUGCAUGAGAAAGUGAAAUCUGAAUACGUGUGAAUGACUUCAUGAAGCAUGUGAAGAGACACUAAACUGCAACAUGUAUUGCCUAUUUUUAGAAAGACUUCUAGGCAGCUGAUAUCUGUGGUGAAAACAUCAGCAGUAUUCUGAAUUGACAGUUUCACUCACCCGGUCUGUAAUGUUGUUGUUACUAACACAGCAUUAUAUUUAUAUUAUUUGCAUGAUAUAUUUUAGUGUACUUGCCGUAUAUAUUAAUAUAAGAGAAUGGUCUACAACCAAGGUAUUUGAUACUAAAAUACAGAAUUUAAGAUAACAGUUAGCACAAGCAACAUUGUUCUCUUCACAAAAUGUACUUUAUUACCAAAGUUUUUAAUAUAUUUGGAUAGUUUUGAUUCAUGAAUUAUAAUUUGUUGACUAAACUGUUAUUGCAGCAUAGACGUACAGAACAAGAACAUUGUGCAAAAAUCACAAAACUGCUUAUUUGAGUGAAUGUGGACUCUGGAGUUUGGACCAGUAUUUUCUUCUGUAUUAACAAAAAAAGUAGUAUUCUAGAUUUAACUGAAUAAAAUAAAGUAGUACAAAAUUA
Molecule: messenger RNA, 3506 nt
Organism: Myxocyprinus asiaticus (Chinese sucker)
Lineage: Eukaryota; Metazoa; Chordata; Actinopteri; Cypriniformes; Catostomidae
Gene: anxa13
Product: annexin A13
Exons: 11
Coding region: 125-1075 (316 amino acids)
Cellular component (GO): cytoplasm
Molecular function (GO): calcium ion binding; calcium-dependent phospholipid binding
Source: RefSeq, a predicted model, not a curated record